Molecule: messenger RNA, 6934 nt
Organism: Parasteatoda tepidariorum (common house spider)
Lineage: Eukaryota; Metazoa; Arthropoda; Arachnida; Araneae; Theridiidae
Product: C-Maf-inducing protein
Source: RefSeq, a predicted model, not a curated record
GAGGGUAUGGUGAAAACGAUUACGAGCUGAGUACCGAACGAGAAAGGUUGUGCUUAGCCUGCGAUAUUCUUAAAAAAAUGUGCUUUAAAUAGAAUUCCUAUUGUGGAAGUGCGUGAAAGUUUUCCUUUCCUCUAUUAAUUUCUUCUGCAAAAUUCUAUCCAUUGAUGAAAUGGGAAUAGAAUUUGGAAUGUAAUCAAAAAGCUGUGAGGAAAAUUGAAUUUGUUUUGACGGCUACAUUUGGAUCAAUAACGGGACGAUUUUCGGGGACCCACUUGUUUAUCGAAUGCAUUUAAAUCGCUAAUCGUUUUUUUGUGAUGAAUAACAAAUUAGCAAAAUGAUCGUUUGCUGGAGAUUUUCAUUAGAAACAUUUCUUUUUCAUUUCAAUACAAGCCAAAGUGUUCAAACUUAGGUUUUAUUAUGGCAAACAGCAGUGAAAUGUCCAGCAGACCUUUAUCCGGAUUUAAAUGGUUGGUCAAAAGAUCGGAAAGAAAUGGGCAUACCUCCGAAAAACUAGCUGCGGAUAUCUUACCAAAAUCAAAUGCAACUUUGCCAGGAUUUCGGAACAAUUUUAUUUCCACCGAAAAACGGUGCGUUAUCGUCCGGAACGACAUCAGGACUGUACCCUUUGAGUCCGGAGAAUCUUCAUCCUCAUCUUCCGCAUCUUCAUCUUAUUCCAGGCAAAGUUCUGCGGACUCCUAUUCUUCGGCAAAUUCCACUGAUGGGAUGACGUGCUCGGAUAUAUUGGGACUUUUUUCUAUAUCUGGUAGGUCGUCCACGCCGAUCGGGCCGUCGGGACCUAAAUUUAAAUUAAUACACGAAGGCGAUAUACAAGUGUGCCGGAUAAACCAUGUUCGAACUGUGAUAAACAAGAUUCUAAGUUCCAAGUUCUUAAGAAGAUGGGAGAAUCAUCAUCUAUAUUUAACUCAUACUCAAAUUAAUUCGAAGACGGCUACAGGAUUUAUGGAGGAGUCCGUCCAGUAUGGUUUAAUUGAAGAUGUGUAUAUAUUUGUAUCAUGUGAAGCAACUCAAAAGUAUUGCGUGUGUAUAGACCUUCCUGAAGGAUCUUUACUACUUCAGGUUAAUAAUGUUUAUAUGCGUGACCAAUGGCUACAUUCUAUCUCAUGGAAGAGAAAUAUGCUGAAGUAUCGAAGGUUGCUGUCUAACACACGGCGGCCAGAUAUCUUCAUUAAAGAGCUUAAAGGCUUGGUAGAGAUGACUCUUACCACUCCACUUCAAGAUGAUUGUAUUUAUAACUCACCUCUCGAACUUAUAUCUGAAUUAAUUCAAGAAAACUCAUCAUGGCUUCCUAAAUCUCUAAAUGAGGAAAUAAUCUCUGUGAUAAGCCCACUUUUGGAAUUGACUCAACCAACCCCAGAAAUCUGUGACUUUCUGACUAAGUAUUGUAGAGAAAAUCCUAGAUCUCGUAUUGUGUUAGAAAUGUUUACUCCUAUUAUACAAAGGAUAAUGAAGCAUAAUAUGGAUUUUGGAAAGUACCCCAAAAGUAGACUUUUUGUGCAAGAAUAUAUACAAGCCUUAAGUUAUCAAAAUGAUGGGAAAAAAGUCCUGGAAAAAUACAUUAGCAGUAUCCAUGGUAUAUCUAGUUCAUGUCCUCAUCCACGAGUGCUUCCUAACUUAGUAUCUGUGUGUCUUGCUGCCAUCUAUGCUUUGUAUGAAGAAAAGCGGAACUGGACUGCAGAAGAUAGGAAUGAUAUCUCGGUGCUAAAUAGCGAUUGGGAAACGCGGCUAAAUUGCUUUGUAUACAUUCUUGAGAUCAUUUCCUCAUAUGAAGAUUGGAUGCCUGGAUUGUCGCAACUCCUUCAGCCCAUUCCAUUUCCUGAUGACGCCAUUGCAGAUUCCUUUUUCACUAAGAGCUUGAAACUGAUUAUCGAGCGUAUCGCCACUGAUGAACGGUGUGAUGUUCAUCUUACAGUGCUUGGCAUGCGAGAUGAAAAGGAUGGUUGGUUGCAUUUGUACUGUCCUGGUGGAAUGGCGUGUGAUGACGAAGGGGAACUAUGGAGUAAAAUGUUGAAAAGUCUGUUAGAUUGUUGUUGUCGGCGUAAAAAAUUUCUGGAGGGUUUAGCUAAAAGCAUCAGUCCGUGCAUGCUGCGAGCGCUGAGAGAUGACCACACUCUGCAAUCUGCAUUGUGUUCUAUGCUGGAAUUGGAAGUGCUUGACAACAACGAUCUACAAAUGCAGAUCAUCAUGACACUUCAAAGUACACCUGCAGGAAAACAAAAUUACGCGGCUCUUUGCCAAAGACAACAGCAUUUGCGUGAACUGCAACAAAAAGGUGGACCAAGAAAGUUGACUUUGCCAACGAGAUCUACGGAUGCUGAUGUGGCCAAAUUGUUGAGCUGCGGAUCGUUUGGUAACCUAGAGUGCUUGUCUCUUGCCUUCACCCAAGUGACUAGUGCCUGCGCUGAGCAGCUGAUCAAAUUGCCCUCACUGCGAUAUCUCAACUUGUGGUCCACUCAGUUUGGAGACGUUGGCCUUCGCCUUAUCUCUGAACAUUUGCCCAAACUGCAAGUUCUGAAUCUUUGUGAGACCCCAGUCACCGAUAAAGGACUUCAAAGUCUUACCAAUAUGAAAAGUCUAAGGAAACUUAACUUAAACAGCACAAGUCUAUCAGCCCAAAUGUUUGAAAAGCUAAAGCAAAAGCUUCCAGCCUUACAAGAAUGUGAUAUUCGUUACACAGAUGCAUGGUGAACUUUUCAACUUCCUAUACUUUCAAGACCGAAGAGCUAUUUCAAUGGAAAAUAAACAGCUAUUUCUGAAACUUUCUAAAACUGUUUAUUGAAUCUUGAAUUAAAAGCAACAACUCAUUUUAAUAUAAAAUCUUCUUUAAUAUGGAAAACUUUUUCUUACAUCACUGUGGUGUAUAUAUUUUUUGCCAAAAAUAUUUAAAUUAACUGUUCUCUUUCAUACACUUACUACUAGCCCAACGCAUUAGUAACAACAACUACUUACUGAUCAUUUUUAAUUCUUAGUUUAAAUUUCAAAUUACUUUAAAGCUAAAUAAAAGAUUAUGCUCAAAUGAUCUUUGAAAGAUUAACAAAACUGAACAAUGCUUGAACUUUGACCAUGAUGGACUUCUUUUUAUCUGUGUUCCUCACUAGUGAUUUGAUGCAAAUUAAAGCGUUUUUUCCCCUCGCUUAAAUAUUAAUUUAGAAUAAAAUAUUAAGCUUCAAUAAAUAAAUUAAUAAUUUGUAUAACUGCUUAAAUAUUUUUUAAAACUUCAGCUGAAGAAUGAUUGUGAUAUUUUUUUUUAUGUUUCAAAUUAAUACAGGGUGUUUUGUAAUCACUGCCCUUAUGUUAUUUUAGGAUCCUUCUAAAAAAGAAUUUAAAACAAAUAUACACUUAGGAGUCAAAAAUUCAUUGCAACGCGUAGGGAGAAAAAAUCAUACUAUGUAAAACGUUAAGGACCAAACUAACUUCGACUAAUCACAUAGUAGGUUCUGCUCACGUGACUUAUUUUAGUUAUGAUAAUCAUGAAGCUAUUUUACCGAAGAUCGUUUCCCCUGCCCGCUGCUAGGUAUAUAUUUGCCCAGGGUUAAAUUUUUUUAGGUUAAAUGCCACUGCCUGGUAUAUAAUUGCCCGGUAUACCACUACUGUACCGUGCUCAUACCCGAAUUAGAAGUGUCAUUGUUACCAAAAAAUCCGCAGAAUAGUGGUGGAGAUAUUUUACCGAAGAUCAGGUCACUGUCUUAUUAUACACAGUAAUUUGCGUAGUUAAUAUAAUAAUUUAGAAGUAUAUUUUAGUUUUAAUAAUGCUUGAAAAUUAACGUUGAAAAUAGGUAUCUUAUCAACAGAAAUUGACCAGAAUUAGUUGUUCUUUCCCCUUAACGAUCGGUUAAUUUUCAAGAAAACGGUCAUAAAAGUGCCUAUUUUUCUUGACAUCCAAACAUCUAAUUUAAUAUAAACUAUCUACUUAAAAAUAUCCUGAUACUGCCAUCUGGUGUGUAAAAUGAAAAUUAAAAUGUUUUCCGGGUGAAAGAAAUAGAUUAGUUUUAUUCUUAUUGGCCCGUUAGUACUGAACACUCCAUCCCGGAAAUAUGACGGGAGCGAGAAAUAGAGGGCGAAACCUAACCCCGUCAUUUUCACGGAAGCGACAAGGAAGGGGGUUAAAGCCAUUUUUUUUAAAACUUUGGAAUAUAAUUUCCGAAUAGCAUUGAUAAAUAUUCAAAAAUCGUAUUAUCUGAAAAGUGAAUGAAAUGUAGAAAUCAAAAGUUUCUCGGGAUAGUUUCAUAUUUUUAGAACUUCAAAUUGAAAAAAAGAGCUAGCAUACUUUUAAGUUGAGAAUAAGAUACACAAAUAUGCAAAAGAACGAAGCAAACUCAAAAUGGAGGACUUUCGAUAGCAGUUACGGAAAUGGAGAAGAAAUUGUUGGUCCAUAUUAAUAUCCAAAUCUAGUAAAUCAUUACUAAGGAAGUCUGAAUUAAAGUCGGCCUGAGUGAUCCAUAAAACUUGGUGGUUUUUAUUUGAUGUUUCCACUGGCAGUCAAAUAGAUUUCGAUGUUUUCAACCCCGACUUCUUCUCUAAUAAUUUGAUGUACACCAGUGGCAUAUUUUCCCCCUCUUAAAAUUUGCAACUCCUAAUGUUUGUUGACUUUUUGACUUCAUAUUUAAUGAGGGCAGUAAGUAGAGAACACCUUGUAUAGUUUUUUUUUUACAGUCUGCAUUCUUGAACAAGGGGUGAAAUAAUGAACCCUUUCAUGGAUUUCUAAAAAUUGCAAAUAUAUUUUUAAUUAGUUUUAGCGUCGACUUUUAUAAUGAGAUUUUAACUAAUGCUUUAUAAUAGUAGUGAUGAAAACUUUACUUUAAAAAAUUUCCUUGACAUUUCAAAUGAAAAUGAAACUAUUUUAUAAAUUGUUUUCGAACAAAACUUAAUUUAUUUACGAUUUCAGAAAAUAUUUUUGAAUUCUAUUUUUCAAAAAUUGAAAAAUUAUUAAUAUUUACUUAAGAUUAUAAAAGUAAAAAAAUUUUUUUUAAUGUAACUUUGUUUUCAUAGUUUACAUCAAAGAAAAAUGAAAGAAAAUUUUAUUUUGUCAUUUCUAUUCACAGAAAAUUUGUGAACGUGAUUUUAAUUAUAGAAUUUUUUUCUGUUGUUACUAAGAUAAGAGAUUUUAACAAAAUUUUCUCUAAUCAUUAUAAUAUUAAUAACCAAAUUUUUGGACGGUAAAUAUGUGCUUCUUCUAAACAAAUAGCACUUCAGUUCAUGGUUUUCAUUAGAUUUUAAUAUUUUAUUAAAUAACUUAAUUAUUUGUUAGAGAAACAUAUUUUGUUUGAUUACAAAUGAAAAAUGACAUGUAAAAAUAGAUUUCCAUUAAAAUUUUGUUAUGUAUUGUUACAACUUAAGAGUUAAAUAAAAGAGCACGUAAAUUUGUUAUAUGGAAAAACACUCGAACGUUAGUUACAUGUUUUUAUUUUAUUUGUAACUUCAAUUUGGAACAUUUUUGAUUAUAAAUAUUAAGUCGGAGAGUGGGAGAUAAGUUAAUUAUUAAAUUAAUUUAUAUUUAUAACUCAAUUAAUUAAAUAAAUUAUAAGUGCUAUACUAUUUAAUGUUUUUGUACUCUGUUUUUAAUGGAAAAAAUUAACGAAAAAUGUUUAAUCAUAAAUGUUUUACCACUUGCAUAGCAUGUUUUCACUAUAUAGUUUGUUGACAAAGCAUUUUUCAUACAUAACACAUGGAUAUAAUUUUAAACUCCUAUAUAUAAUUUUAACCUAUAUUAUAACUCUUUCAUUUCCAUGUUGUUUUUUUUUAAAUUAUAGAAUCGUUUGAUUGUUGCACUUUUAAAAUUUUGCACUUUUUACAAUUUUUAGUUUCCGCGCCGUUACAUUAAAGCAUUUAGUGUUUAGGAGUUUAGUAGUGAUAAAGAAUGUAGUCUGGUUUGUGGCUAAUUGUACAAUUUAUUGUAAUUUUUAAACAAAACUUGAUUCUAGUGUAGUAUUUGAUGUUUGUUAUCAUUUACUAUUUUGUUGAACAAUGAAUCUAUAAAAAUGUGAUAUUCGUUUUUUAAGAUGCUCAAUUCUGUAUUGAGCAUGCUAGUUUUAAAAAAAAUGCUGCUUCUUCAAUUAUUAUUAAUUUAUUUCCAAACUUGUUUCAAUUUUGUGAAGCAUUUCAUUUGGAUAAUCAUUUCACUGAAAAUAUUUGUAUUAAUUGUAAAUGUUACACAAGUUGAGUCGAAAAACUAAUUAUAAUUCUUAGUUUUAAAUUGCUUUCUUCUUCUUUUUUUUUAAAAUUCCAAUGUUUUCCACGUUUUCUUUGUUUUUUUAAAUAGCCUAUUGUCGAAAGAUUAAAUUUAUUUCAAAAAUAUAGUUCUAAGUACAUUUAGAGCUCAAUUAUAAUAUGCUUUUAUAAAGCAUAAGUACAAUUUUUUUUACAAUAUGCUUUCAUAUCUAUUUAUAAACAUCUAUCACAAAAAUGUAUCGAACACAGUAUUCACCGUAUUAGUGUAAUUAUUAAUUAUAUUAAAAUAAUUGAAGAAAUCACUAAUCGCAAAUUUUGCUGCAACUUUGCAUAGAAAAAAAAUACGUUGUAAAAUUGCACAUUGGUUUUAAAACAAAGCAAAUAUAACUAAACAGUUGUAUGUAACAAUAUCAAUGUACUUAAAAUUUAUUUUAGAAAAUGCUUAGCUUGUAUACAGCCUCGUCAUAAUUGUCUACUCGCUUUUUCUUUGUUCUGGAACUAGCUAAGUCAUAAAGAACAAGUCAUUGUAAUAUUGUUAUUUAUGAGUUGUAUACAUGUUUUUCCCAUUCCCAAUUAUAAAAAUUUGUCGAUAGAUUUUGUCGAAACAUGUGCAUCAUUUGAUUAAAUCUGUGUGUAAAAAAAAAUGUAGAAUUUGAAACUGAACUCUCUAUCUAUGGUGCUCAUUUUGUAUGGUUUUAACGUGUUGCUAAAUAUUUCAUCUACGUAGAUUAAAAGUUGUUAUACAUAA